GUGACGAAGGUCAACAAAAGAUCCAAGUAACAACAUUAAUUGAUUUUAUGGUAAAAUACAUUGACUAGCCAUGUUGUAUAUUCUAGAAUUAAUGUGCAUGUUGUGUGUUCAAGUCUUCCAUGGACUGACUCGACUCAUACUGAGGAGUUUGGGGACUUUUUUCCUAUUUUUACCUAGUCAUGUGCUCUUGAUUGUAUGUUGGGUUGGUUCUAUGUUUCACGUCUUAUCUUAUGUAUUUAUCAACAAAUUCUUUGGAAUUCACAAGAAAUAAAAAAAAUUGAUUUAGUUAGCCGUUCUCAUAAUGAAGGUGAAGGCAACACCAACUCCAGAAGAGAAUGACACAAUAACAACACUCUAUGAAGCAUCAAUAAAUGGCUGUGUGAGUACCUUAAAUUCACUGAUCCAAAGGAAACCUCUUAUUCUGAAUAGAGUUUCACUCUCUCCCUUCAGUGAAACCCCAUUACACAUAGCAUCUUUACUCGGACAUUUGGAAUUCUGUGAGGUUCUUCUUAAAAGAAAACCAAGUUUAGCUAGUGAAGCUGACUCUGAAGGACGUUUCCCUCUUCAUCUGGCUUGUGCUGAAGGCAACACUGAGGUUGUGAAAGCUCUUUUGCUCACAAAUUCAGAUGCUUGCUUUGCUCUGGACAAAGAUGACAUGCUUCCUCUCCACUUGGCUGCAAUGAGAGGACGCAUAAGAGCUAUUCAGGAGUUGUCCAGAGCCAGGCCAGAGUCCAUUUAUCACAUCAUUGAUAAUGAUGAUGGCUCUGUUCUGCACUUGUGUGUUAGGUAUAACCAUUUGGAGGCCUUGAAAUUCCUUGUACAAUCAGCAACAAUGAACCAAGAGUUCCUGCUUGCCAAAGACAAAGAGGGUAACACAAUUCUGCAUUUAGCAGUGAAGCUCAAACAAAUUAAGACCAUAAAAUACCUACUUAUGCUACCCGAAAUGAGAACAGCAGUCAAUGCUUUAAACAAGGCAGGUUUAACAGCUUUGGAGAUGUUGGAGAGCUGUCCAAGAGAUUUCAUAAGCCUUAAAAUUGAAGACAUGUUAAAUGAGGCUGGCGUACUUCAAACACACACUAGUACUGCACAACAAGGGUCAUCAUCAGCAACACAAAGCAUAGCUACUCUAGCAGAAUCACCAUCACACGAAUCCAAGGAAAGCAAAAUCUGGAAGACACUAUGGUUCAAGUACAUGCAAUGCCGUAGUAACUGGAUAGAGGAGAAACGUGGGAGCUUGAUGGUGGUGGCGACAGUAAUUGCCACCAUGACUUUUGAGUCAGUAGUAAGCCCACCAGGUGGGGUGUGGCAAGAAGACACCUCAACCGGUGGACUAAACUGCACCAGUUAUGGCACAUGCAAAGCAGGCACUGCAGUUUUAGCAUAUGAUUCGCCACACGUGUUUCUAAAAUUCACGACCUUCAACACUAUCUCUUUCUUUUGCUCUCUCUGUGUGGUGGUGCUGCUUAUUAGCGGACUUCGCCUCGACAACAAGCCCAUGAUGUGGAUAUUGAUCAUUGCUUUGUUCUCAGCACUCACGUCCAUGGGGCACACGUACGUUUGGGCACAGCGCUUGGUGACCCCACAUAACAUUGUUCAUCAUGUUCGAAGGAUGAGUUUACCUUUGUCCAUAACUGGGGUAAUCAUACCUGUGGUGGUUUUUUUGUUUCACGUUCUUCACUUAGUCAUCUUCUUCGUGAAGAAGUGGGAAAAGAAGUCGUUGCCCAGCUCAAAGCGCCUACCCGUCUUCAUCGGUUCGGAUUGACUUUAGCACCAAAAAAUACAUAAGCAAAUUUAUACCAGUGUCAAAUGCUGUAUAGGAGACUAUUUUAUUACUUUUUCUUGUCAAUUGUUCCACGCUAAUUUGAUUCGUUAGAUAUUUAUUUUUAGUUUGAUAGAUUUCUCAAUCCGUCUGUAUCUCAAAGAAGAAUUCUCAUUUUGUGCACUCCC
Molecule: messenger RNA, 1947 nt
Organism: Cajanus cajan (pigeon pea)
Lineage: Eukaryota; Viridiplantae; Streptophyta; Magnoliopsida; Fabales; Fabaceae
Cellular component (GO): plasma membrane
Molecular function (GO): protein binding
Source: RefSeq, a predicted model, not a curated record